Molecule: messenger RNA, 1225 nt
Organism: Hydra vulgaris (swiftwater hydra)
Lineage: Eukaryota; Metazoa; Cnidaria; Hydrozoa; Anthoathecata; Hydridae
Source: RefSeq, a predicted model, not a curated record
GUAACAACAUUUUUGUUUAUGUUAAUUUUUUAAUGUUUCUUACAUAAUUUUUGUAUGCUGAUUUCAGUGGUACCAUUGGUUUUUCUCUAUCAUCAAGAUUUCCUGAGAAAAAGCAUAAAUUUAACUAAUUACAACUGUUACAUGAAGUAGUGAAUAUGUCUAGUAGAUCCUGCAAGCUUUGUCCUGACUCACUCUGUUAUGUUUGUGGUUACUAUAUUAGUCCAACACAAGCUAAACAUAAGAUUGUCAGUGGUACAAAAUUCUUUACUGCAUAUCAUGCUUAUUUUGGCAUGGCUAUGGGAGAUCAGGACAAAUCGUGGGCACCACACUACAGUUGUGGUAGCUGCAGAUCAACUCUGGAAGGAUGGCUGCGUGGAAUCCGAAAGUCAAUGCCCUUUGCGAUUCCGAGAAUAUGGAGAGAACCGACGAACCAUCAUGAUGACUGCUUUUUCUGCAUUGUUGACAUUUCAAAGUAUAAAAAACCGAAAGAUAGGCUGACUCUAGUUUAUCCAAGUAUACCAUCUUCUAUUGGACCAGUUCCACACAGUGAUGAAUUGCCUGUUCCUACUCCACCUCAAUCUGAAGAAGCAGCUGCAUAUCAUUCUGAAGUAGACUCACCGGAUGAACUCAAUGAUGACUGUGAUUUCAGGGAACCGAAUGAUUCACCUCAUUUCCCUAACCAACAAGAACUUGAUGACUUAGUACGAGAUUUAGGUCUCACUAAAUCAAAUGCAGAACUUCUGACAUCACGUUUGAAAGAAUGGAAUUUAUUAGAUCCAAGCUGCAGAACCUCGAAAUACCGAAAAAGACAUGAAACAUUCGCAUACUUUUAUGUAGUAUCAGAAUCACUGUGCUAUUGUCAUGACGUUCGUGGUCUUUUCAAUGACAUUGGCAUUGUUCACAAUCCUGAAGAGUGGAGAUUAUUCAUUGACAGCUCAACAAGAAGUCUAAAGGCAGUUUUGCUCCAUAACGGAAACUGAUUUCCUUCGAUUCCAGUAGCUCAUUCCGUUCAUCUAAAGGAAGACUAUAAGAACGUGAAGUUGUUGCUUGAGAAAAUCAACUACGACAGUUACAAGUGGGAUGUAUGUGGAGACUUUAAGAUGCUAGCAUUUCUUCUCGGUCUGCAAGGAGGAUACACAAAGUACUCGUGUUUUCUUUGUUUAUGGGAUAGCAGGGCUGCAAACCAGCACUUCACAAGACGUGAGUGGCCAGUGAGAGAACAUUU